UAAAAGCUUCUCCGGACUCCGGAGUCCCUCCUCUACUCCUCUGUUACAGUCUGUGUUUGAAGCAGGGAUCCCAAUUUGCAAUGGAAAGAGAAGUAGCGGCUCACAGAGAAGACGAUGAACCCCUAACACCUGCGGGGAGAUUCUUUCUUCAACCAGAAAUGAAUCAGGUAAUCAAUUGCGCGAUUGGGAUGAAGAAUCCCAUCGACAUAGAGGCUCUGAAGGACGCAAUCAAGGAUUCACUCAUGCUCCAACACCCUAGGUUCCGUAGCGUUUUGGUGAGGGACAAGCAAGGGAGAGAACACUGGAGACAAACUCAGCUUGAUCUCGACAAUCAUGUCUUUCUCCGAGAAAUCGGUAGCGAAGAAAACGACGAUGAUGAGACGGUGGUCAACGAUUACUUGGCAGAUCUAGCUGUGUCAUCGCCGAUGAGCACGGAUAAGCCGCUUUGGGAGCUUAAUGUGGUAAGGGCAAGAAAGUGUUGUGUAUUGAGAAUCCAUCACGCUUUGGGGGAUGGUAUCUCCUUGAUGUCUCUGUUCAUUGCUUGCUGUCGGAAAGCCGAUCGGCCUGAUCAGAUGGCCACAAUCCCUAAUAAUUCUUCUUCAUCAUCGAUUUUGAGAAGAGAGGGAGAAAAGAUUGGAAUUGGUGGGAGAUUGAGGUGGAUUUGGAGGAUGUGGUUGAGAUUAAUGAUGGCUGCGUGGUUUACCUUGGUUUAUGCUAUGGAGUUCUUGCUUAGAUGCCUUUGGGUGAAAGAUGAGAAGACGGCCAUUAGCGGCGGCGAUGGAGUGGAGCUGUGGCCCAGGAAGAUUGCCACCGCUAAGUUCAGUAUCGACGACAUGAAAGCCGUCAAGAGAGCUCUCGUUAACGCGACCAUCAAUGAUGUUCUUUUUGGUGUAAUAUCAUCCGGACUAUCAAGAUACUUGGAUUUGAAGACUUCAAAGACAGAACCACGUGAAGGGAUUCAAAUCUCAGGUUUAUCAAUGGUCAACAUAAGAAAACAGCCAGGAUUGCAGGAAAUGUCCAAGCUGGUGAAGAGCAAGUCUGGAUCAAGGUGGGGUAACCAAUUUGGUUUCAUGAUCCUUCCUGUUUAUUAUCAUAGGGAAGUCAAUGACCCUCUUCAGUAUGUAAAGAGAGCUAAAGCUAUGAUUGACAAGAAGAAGCUUUCUUUGGAAGCACAUUUCUCAUACAAGAUUGCAGCAUUAGUAAUGUCCCUUUUGGGUCCAAAGGUAGCGAUAUAUCUCAACCACAGGAUUGUCUGUAAUACAACAUUCACAAUUUCGAACGUUCUUGGGCCACAAGAGGAAAUUAUGAUUGCUGGGAAUCCUAUCAAUUACAUUCGGGUGAAUACGGCUGCCUUGACUCAUGCAAUUACAAUGCACAUGGUGAGUUAUGCAGGGAGGGCAGAGAUGCAAAUCCUUGUAGCAAAAGACAUCAUUCCUGACCCAAAGGUUCUGGCCAAAUGUUUUGAAGAUGCAUUGCUUGAAAUGAAGGAUGCUGCUGCCACCUCCACUGCAGUUCAAGAGGGAAAGGACUCUUGAAUUACCAUAUAUUGAAGAGGGGAAGACAUAUUCAAUUACCAGUUCAAAUUGUAAUAGAAAAAGUUCUAAAUGAUGUGGUUAUUGAUUUCAAAACAACAGUUUUGGAUGUUACUAACCUGAAAAUAUAUAUAUAUAUAUAUAUAUAUCUGAAGAUUCCAAGACCACAUGGGAUCAUGUACAAUGGAAAUCUUGUAUUAUAGGGAUGAGAAAAAGAUAAUUAUGAUUUUUACCCUA
Molecule: messenger RNA, 1769 nt
Organism: Macadamia integrifolia
Lineage: Eukaryota; Viridiplantae; Streptophyta; Magnoliopsida; Proteales; Proteaceae
Product: wax ester synthase/diacylglycerol acyltransferase 11-like
Exons: 6
Coding region: 81-1535 (484 amino acids)
Biological process (GO): triglyceride biosynthetic process
Cellular component (GO): plasma membrane
Molecular function (GO): long-chain-alcohol O-fatty-acyltransferase activity; diacylglycerol O-acyltransferase activity
Source: RefSeq, a predicted model, not a curated record